CUUCAGAAACAAGGGGUGUAUUGGGCCUUAGUGUUGGCUUCAUUUAUCAGCCUGGAGGUUGCAGCUUUCAAGCACACAUGAAACAUUAUCUGUGUGUCACUAUGGGAGGUCUCUGUCAUACAUGUCCGUAUAUUCGUUCAUCAGUGAAUUCAGAUGUCACAAUGCUGCCAUUUAAGUUGUGUUUUUAAUGUACUUUGUCCUCAAUCUGACAUUUCUCCAUGUAGUGUUGUUGUUUCCUAUUUUCCUGAACACAUCAACAAGUUCAACCCAGGAACAGGAAGUUUUGGAUAUAGUGCCACAGCUGGGAGCAUGGCUAUACGCUGUCAUCGUGGAACUGCUCUGAUUAUUGGAGUCGUUGUGAUGACUGCGGGCCUCUGGCUCGCUGUGAGGCCAUCUGGGGCACAUGAGCAACAGGAGCAACAGGAGCAACAGGAGCAACGGGCACUGGCAGCAAAGCAACAUGCAGACCAACAUGUGACAGUGCAGCCUGGACAUGACGUCACUCUGAGAUGUGAGGCUGGUGAUGUCUCCAUCUUAGCUGUAGAGUGGACCAGACCUGACCUGGAGCCACAGUACGUCCUCUUCUACAGAGACGGACACUUUGACACAACCUUCCAGCAUCCAUCCUUUACAGGCAGGGUGGAGCUGGUGGACAGAGAGCUGAAGGACGGAGACGUGUCUUUAACUCUGAAGAAUGUGAACAGCAGAGACUCUGGAACAUACGAGUGUCGAGUUAAAUCAGGUGGAUCAAGACGCAGAAAGAGAGCCAUCAUCAAGACUGAUCCAAUCACAGUCAUCCACCUGGAGGUUAGAGGUGCAGAGAAGGAAAACUACAUGGAUGGAAACACAGAGAGUGAACACCCCGUAUAUGGAAACAUCCCUCGUGGACACAUUGGAGUGGCAGCAGGAGGUGUUGCAGUGCUUCUUGUAGCUGCUGCAGUGUUUGUUGCUGUCUGGAUAUAUAAGAGACGUACAGACCAAAGAUCAAAGCAGUCCUCUCUUAAAGGGAGUGAUGAUCCAUUCAUCUAAAAUAUCACAGACACUUCUCUUUCUGUCUGAGUGUGUGAGCUCAUGUGUCCCUGUCGUCCACGACUCCCCGCCUCAUCACGUGCAGUGAAACUGAAUCUGUCAGUUUUUACUGAAAGAUGUGCUCUGAUUUUAUUUUUUGUACAGAAUUCAGUUAUAUUUUUUUAUCAGUCCUGUUGUUUUAUAUAUAAUGUUCCUACAGAGACAUUUUACUGGAGUAAAUAAUUCUCCCCUCUUAUCGCGGUGGAGGGGUUGUUAGGCUUUUUUAAAAAGUAAAAUAUAUAUAUUUUUAAGAUAAA
Molecule: messenger RNA, 1325 nt
Organism: Epinephelus fuscoguttatus (brown-marbled grouper)
Lineage: Eukaryota; Metazoa; Chordata; Actinopteri; Perciformes; Serranidae
Exons: 4
Coding region: 154-1029 (291 amino acids)
Source: RefSeq, a predicted model, not a curated record